Messenger RNA from Mesorhabditis belari, 486 nucleotides. NCBI's taxonomy places the organism in Eukaryota, Metazoa, Nematoda, Chromadorea, Rhabditida, Rhabditidae. The record is from the annotation of a GenBank genome assembly.
AUGUUUGUGUGGAGGCAACUACGUCGUGGGCACAACGAUAAAGGGCGGGGAUUUGCGGUGAAAUCCGUUCGUUCACUCGUCAUCCACCCAACGUUGAAUAUGUUCGCCUCAGCAAGUCCGGAUAACAUCAAGCAAUGGAAGUCGAAAGAUGGAGAAUUUCUACAAAACUUAUCAGGACACAACGCUAUUGUGAAUUCCAUGGCUGUCAACGAACAAGGUGUACUCGUUUCUGGAGCUGACAACGGUUCAAUUUGUUUGUGGGAUUGGCGUUCGGGCUUUUGCUUCCAGCGUGAACAAACCAAGGCUCAGUCGGGUUCCAUUGAUUCGGAAGCUGGAAUUUACGCAAUGACUUUUGAUAGAACAGGGACACGUCUCAUCACAGCCGAGGCCGACAAAACCAUUAAAAUGUUCAAAGAAGACGAUGAGGCGACCGAAGAAUCUCAUCCAAUCGUCUGGCGUCCCGAAAUCAUCAAGCGAAAAGCAUAU